AUGGGUAAUUGGUGCAUCCACCACCUGCUGCCCAACAGUUUCACGCACCGCAUCCUCAAUCCUAUCGGCUUCAGCCGCAGCAGCGUGUCCAUCGGGAUGGUGCACCUUCAAAAGUCUCCCGUCGUUAGCCACCGCACAGUCGCAGCCCAGGCACACACAAACAGCACGUGGCGCAGCGUCAUCACUGCAGUAGUCACGGUGGUAGUGGUAGUUGUUGCCUUGAGCUGCGCAGGAGAGGAGGGAAGCAAAGGGGCACACACUCACACACACACAGCAGCCCAACAGACACACACACACAAGGGAGCAAUCACGCACACACAGAUCACCCUAUUUGCACCACUCCCCGAAAAAGAACAAAACAAACGCCACCACGACAGGCCGACACACGGGUGUGCGGGCACCGGCAGUCCGGGCCUGCAGCAGGAGGGUCCAAGGAGCACCUCCCUCCACAAGCACACAAGGGAGGUCUCUGAAAGCAAUGAACAGUUAAAAAGAUAUACCCCCACAGCGAGGAACGCUGCGGCACACCCCAACAAAAGAAAAAAAAAGAGAACAGUUACGGGAUAG
Molecule: messenger RNA, 567 nt
Organism: Trypanosoma grayi
Lineage: Eukaryota; Euglenozoa; Kinetoplastea; Trypanosomatida; Trypanosomatidae
Exons: 1
Coding region: 1-567 (188 amino acids)
Source: RefSeq, a predicted model, not a curated record